Messenger RNA from Meloidogyne enterolobii, 375 nucleotides. Lineage: Eukaryota; Metazoa; Nematoda; Chromadorea; Rhabditida; Meloidogynidae. The record is from the annotation of a GenBank genome assembly.
AACAUUUUGGAAGGUCUUAAUGUUAAUAAUGAUGUUGUGGAAGAAAACGUUCGUCAAUCCAUAAGAAACGCUAUUCUUGAAAGAGCAUUAAUGUUGUUAACUGAGCGAGGAGGAAAUCGACAAGAAGCACAUGCUCGCAUCCGUGAAAUUACAUUAGAUGUUGGGAAGAAUUCGAAUGUAGCCUUAAUCGUUGAUCAACUACAAGAAAUUCGUGAGGAGCUUCUACAAUUCUGUUCAGAACCUAUUCGCCUUUGCGGACGAGCAGAGGAACAAACGCGUGACUACAUAAACAAAACCUUAAAACCAGCUAUAGCUGAUACUCUUAAUUUAGUAGGUAAAGAUGCAUCUGGAAAACGAAUUUUGUUGGACGUUUAG